Molecule: messenger RNA, 1734 nt
Organism: Theobroma cacao (cacao)
Lineage: Eukaryota; Viridiplantae; Streptophyta; Magnoliopsida; Malvales; Malvaceae
Product: Cyclophilin-like peptidyl-prolyl cis-trans isomerase family protein
Biological process (GO): protein peptidyl-prolyl isomerization
Molecular function (GO): peptidyl-prolyl cis-trans isomerase activity
Source: RefSeq, a predicted model, not a curated record
AUCCUUCCUUAGUGUAACUACCAACCAACUUUUCCUUUUCUUUGGCAAUGGCGUUUCCUUUAUCCUCUUCCAUUACUCUUUCCUUCACUCCUUCAACUCCAAAGCAGCAUUUCCUCUCUACCCAUUUCGCUUUUCGAUUCAGCCAUGCUUGUAGUCAAGAGAAUGCAAGACCAGUUCAACUUAAAGUUCAGUGCAAGGCUUCUAAAGACUUUGUCAAGGAUCAAUCACCCUGGCGCAAUAUUCCUAGAAGUUUGAACUUGUCAACAUUUAUGAAUGGAAAGAAACUUGAGAGUCUGGUAGCUGUGGUACUUAUUUUAGCCCAAAUUUCAUCUCCGCUGCCUUUAGGUGGUUGGGACUUCUGGUCCGUUUUGCCUGCAAAUGCUGUGCUUUACUCUCCCGAAACAAAGAUUCCAAGGACUGGGGAGCUUGCUUUGAGAAGGGCUAUACCUGCAAACACAAACAUGAAGGCUAUACAGGCUUCUUUGGAAGAUAUUUCAUACCUGCUAAGGAUUCCACAAAGAAAGCCUUAUGGAAGCAUGGAGGGUAAUGUGAAGAAAGCUCUAAAGAUAGCAGUUGAUGGAAAGGAUUCAAUUUUAGGAAGUAUACCCACAGAUCUAAGGGAGAAGGGUUCAAUACUUUACACAUCUCUUAUUGAUGGGAAGGAAGGAUUGCAAGCACUCCUGAAAUGUAUCAAGGAUCAGGAUCCAGAUAAAGUAUCUGUUGGCCUUGCAUCUUCACUAGUUACUGUUGCUGAAUUGGAGUUGUUACAGGCCCCAGGGUUGUCAUUUCUGUUACCUGAGCAAUACUUGAAAUAUCCAAGGCUAACAGGGAGAGCAGUUGUUGAACUUAAUAUUGAGAAAGGAGAUGGUUCUUCAUUUACUCCAGAAGCCGGUGGUGAACCAAGAAAGACUGCCACAAUUCAGGUUGUUUUGGAUGGAUAUUCAGCACCACUAACCACUGGGAAUUUUGCAAAACUGGUGAUUGAUGGUGCAUAUGAUGGGACAAAACUCAGCUGUAUUAAUCAAGGAAUUAUCUCAGAAAACAGUCUUGAUAAGAAUGGUUACAGUGUUCCCUUAGAAAUAAUGCCAUCAGGACAAUUUGAGCCUUUGUACAAAACAACCUUAAACGUGCAGGAUGGGGAAUUGCCAGUUCUUCCACUAUCAGUCUAUGGAGCUGUUGCUAUGGCACACAAUGAAGACUCUGAGGAGUACUCAUCGCCAUAUCAGUUUUUCUUCUAUCUAUAUGAUAGAAGAAAUGCUGGUUUAGGAGGCAUAUCCUUUGAUGAAGGUCAAUUUUCAGUUUUCGGAUAUACAACUGCUGGAAGAGAAGUUCUACCACAGAUAAGAACUGGGGAUGUCAUUCGAGCUGCAAAGCUAGUUGAAGGUCAAGACCGCCUAGUAUUACCAAAGGAGAGCCAAUGAACUAUUUGAAAAAAGGUCAUCCCCAGAUUCUUCUGAAAUGGAUGUAUCAGGUGCAAUAUUGAAGCUGCAGGGUUAUGCUCUUAAUCUGUAAAGAUCAUUUCUGGAGCAGUUCUGGCUGUACUUCUUAUUGAAGGAAUUGACCUCUUUUUUUUUCUCAAUGUUGUUGUAAAUUAAAACCACUUUUCAAAUCCAUUCUUUUUUUUUUUUCUUCUGGUAUUGUUCAAUUCAAUUCAUUGAGGCUUUGUUAACUUUAGCUAGGAUGAGUCUUAAUUGCCUAACAUGGCAUAUGUUAAACCUAUCGCCUUGUCUCUUA